This is a messenger RNA of Rhizophagus irregularis DAOM 181602=DAOM 197198, 4072 nucleotides long. RefSeq lists its product as uncharacterized. Gene Ontology annotation, biological process: transmembrane transport. The record is from RefSeq and is a predicted model, not a curated record. Lineage: Eukaryota; Fungi; Glomeromycota; Glomeromycetes; Glomerales; Glomeraceae. Gene Ontology annotation, cellular component: membrane. Gene Ontology annotation, molecular function: ATP hydrolysis activity; ABC-type transporter activity; ATP binding.
GCGGAAAAUUUUUUUUCGUAAUAAAAUUAAUAAAAAAUUAAUAAAUCAAUAAAAAAAAAAUAAAAUAAAAGAUUAAGAUAAUAUUAAGGAAUUAUUAAGAAACAUAUCAAUCAUGUCCGAGGAAGUAAUUAACGAUGAUUCGGAAAUUGUGACGGUUAAUAUUAAUCAAGAAACUACAGACAUAAACCUCGACGAAACAAAAGAAAAAAUAUUAAAUGAACAAGUGAAAAUUGAACGAACGAAAGCUACAUAUUGGCAAUUAUAUAGAUUUGCUAGUAAACGGGAUUGGCUUAUUAUGAUCAUUGGAACCAUUUUUGCUAUCAUUUCCGGUGCUGCUAUACCUAUAACAACUGUUAUAUUCGGAGAGAUGAUCAAUUAUUUUACGAAUUUUCAGAAAGGACAAAUCAGUAAUGCCAAUUUCCUUGACAAAGUAAACUAUUACGCAUUAUUUUUUGUAUAUCUGGCUAUAAUCGUGUUUUUCAGUACCUAUAUUUAUAUGGCUGCUUGGGUAUACACCGGUGAAAGAUUAACGCGUCAAAUUCGAGAAAGAUAUUUACGCUCUAUUUUAAGACAGAAUGUUGCGUAUUUCGAUAAGCUUGGUGCUGGUGAAGUAACAACUCGAAUUACUUCUGAUACACAUUUAAUUCAAGAUGGUAUCAGCGAAAAAGUUGCCAUGUCUAUCUCAUACGCUGCUCAAUUUUUAUCGGCCUUUGUAAUAGCUUUUAUAAAAUCAUGGAAAAUGACUUUAGUGAUUUGUGCUUUAAUCCCAUGUAUUUCCAUAACAUCUACACUAUUAAAUAAGUUCACUGCGAUAUUUAUGAAACGUUCUUUAGAUUAUUAUUCUAAAUCAGGAACCAUUGCUGAGGAGUCUAUAUCCACGAUUCGUACAGCAGUUGCCUUUGGAAUUCAGUCAAAGCUUUCAAAACUAUAUGAUUCGCAUUUAAUUUUUGCAAAGAAAGAAGGUAUUAAGAAGAGUAUUUUGAACGGUGCUGGUCUCGGAGCUACAUAUUUCUUUAUGUAUUCAACUUAUGCUCUUGCAUUUUGGUAUGGAAGUACUCUUCUCUUGAAAGGAGAAUUAACUUCUGGUGAUGUCGUCAACGUAUUUUUUGCGGUGCUUAUAGGAGCUUUCGCUUUAGGACACAUUGCACCAGAUUUACAAGCAUUCAGUUUUGCUAUUGGAGCGGGUAGUAAAAUAUUCGAAACUAUAAACCGUAUACCACCUAUAGACAUUGCAUCUGAAUCCGGAGAGAAAUUAGAUAAUGUUGAAGGCCGAAUUCAAUUAAAGAAUGUUUCUUUUAUUUAUCCUGCCCGCCCUGAAGUUAUGACAUUGAAAAAUUUAUCUAUAGAAAUUGAACCUGGUUCUACCGUUGCUCUUGUUGGCUCUUCUGGUUCUGGCAAAAGUACAAUCGUUUCACUUGCUCUUCGUUUUUAUGAUCCAAUUGAAGGGGAAAUUUACCUUGAUGGGCAUGAUAUUAAAGGUUUGAAUUUACAAUGGCUGAGACGACAAAUGAGCUUAGUAGGGCAAGAACCUGUAUUAUUUAAUACCACAAUUGCAGGAAAUGUUGCGCAUGGAUUAAUUGGCUCGGUUUAUGAAAACAUUGAUAAAGACAAGAAACAAAUAAUGAUAGAACAAGCAUGCAGAAUGGCCAAUGCACACGAUUUUAUUAUGAAUUUACCAGAUAAAUAUGAAACUAACGUAGGUGAACGAGGAUUUUUAUUAUCCGGAGGUCAAAAACAACGUAUUGCAAUUGCUAGAGCUAUUGUAAAAGAUCCAAAAAUUUUAUUAUUGGAUGAAGCCACGAGUGCAUUAGAUACGCAAAGUGAAGGAAUUGUACAAGAUGCUUUAGAUAAAGCUUCAAAAAAUAGAACUACAAUUGUCAUAGCUCAUCGUCUUUCUACUAUUAGAAAUGCUACAAAAAUUGUCGUAAUGAAUCAUGGUGUAAUAGUGGAAAGUGGAACACAUGACGAAUUAAUGUCAAAAAAAGGAAGUUAUUUUAAUUUAGUUGAAGCUCAAAGAAUUCAACAAGCAAAAAAGGCUAAAGAAUCAACAGAAAAUGAAGACAGUUCAGAUGUAUUAGUAACGGCAAGAAACGAAGAUAUCGUUCCAGAAGAAGAUCAUGCAAUUGGACGCGUAAUUACAAACAAGAGCGCUUCUUCCGCUAUAUUGGUCAAAAGAAAAGCUGAUUUAGAAGCUGGAAUGAAGUUUGAUUAUGAAUUUACAACAAUAGAAUUAUUACGAAAAGUAACUAAGAUCAAUAAACCUGAGAUUCCAUUUAUAAUUCUUGGAUUAUUUUCUUCUAUUGUUUCUGGAGUUGUAUAUCCAGUAUUCGCUAUUAUUUUUGCUAAAAUCAUACAAAGUUUCUCAAAAACUGGAGAUGAAUUGAGAAAUGAUGCAAAAUUUUGGGCUCUUAUGUUUUUGGUUAUUGCGAUUGUGACAAUGAUUUCGAAUUUUAUACAAGGAAGUUCAUUUGGAUUUUCUGGUGAAAAUCUUACUUUACGAAUUCGUUCAAUGUCAUAUGCAGCAAUUCUUCGACAAGACAUUAGUUUCUUUGAUGAAGAACAACAUAGUGUAGGUGUAUUAACAAGUGCUUUGUCAUUGGAUGCACAAAAUGUAAACGGUCUUGCCGGGAUAACUCUAGGCACCAUUUUACAAGUGUGCACUACCCUCUUAUCAGGAUUAAUCGUAGCUUUAGCAAUAGGUUGGAAGCUGGCACUUGUUUGUUUGGCUUGUAUUCCUUUGUUAGUUGGAUCAGGUGCGCUACGGAUGAAGAUGCUGAGUGGAUUCCAACAGAAAAAUAAAUUGGCUUAUGAAUACUCAGCUCAAAUAGCUUGUGAAGGAGCCGCCAAUAUUAGGACUGUCGCAGCUUUAACACGUGAAGAUGAUUUAUGGAAUAUUUACCAUAAAUUGUUAGACGAGCCAAUGAGACAAGGAUUUAAUAACGCGUUCCUUGCUAGCAUAACAUUUGCGUUUGCACAGUGUGUUAAUUUCUUAACUAAUGCUUUGGCCUUUUGGUAUGGUAGUAGAUUGUUUGUGAGCGGAGAAUACAAUUUGGAAAAAAUGUUUACUGUAUUUAUGGCUAUCGUAUUCGGAUCCAUUUCUGCUGGACGAGUUUUUGCCUUCGCUCCAGACAUAGCAAAAGCGAAAUCUUCAGCUGCAACAAUUAUCUCACUUUUAGAAAGAAAUCCAUUAAUAGAUUCAUGGUCUAAUAGUGGAAAGAAAUUAGAUAAAAUUGAAGGAAACAUAAAAUUUACAGAUGUACAUUUUCGAUAUCCUACAAGACCUCAUGUAAGAGUAUUAAGAGGGUUAAAUAUAGAAAUUAAACCAGGUCAAUAUGCAGCAUUAGUGGGACCAUCAGGAUGUGGAAAAAGUACAACUAUUGGAUUAACGGAAAGAUUUUAUGAAACUACAAUAGGAAAAAUUGAAAUUGAUGGAAUUGAUAUUACAAAAAUUAAUGUUAGUAAUUUAAGAGAACAUAUUGCAUUAGUAAGUCAAGAACCUUCUUUAUAUGAUAUGACUAUUAAAGAGAAUGUAUUACUUGGAUGUAAACCAAAUCAAAAUCCAACACAAGAAGAUAUUGAACGAGUAUGUAGGGAAUCCAAUAUUCAUGAUUUUAUUGUGUCAUUACCUGACGGAUAUGAUACACGUGUUGGAGGUAAAGGAACACAAUUAUCAGGAGGACAAAAACAAAGAAUAGCGAUUGCAAGAGCAUUAAUAAGAAAUCCUAAAAUUUUAUUAUUGGAUGAAGCUACAUCAGCAUUAGAUUCAGAAUCCGAGAAAGUUGUACAAAAAGCAUUAGAUGUUGCAGCUAAAGGAAGAACUACUUUGGCUAUUGCACAUCGAUUAUCUACAAUACAACAUGCUGAUGUUAUCUUUGUUAUUAAGGAAGGUAAAGUUGCGGAACAAGGAACUCAUCAAGAGUUAUUAGCACAAAAAGGAAUUUACUUCAAUAUGGUACAAGAACAAGAUUUAGGAGCUGAUAAUUAAUACGGCGCAGCACUUGAGAAAAAAAAAAUUUCAAAAUGAAUAAAAAAAAAAAAUUUUUAAGGUUAAAUAAAUAAAUAUAUAUAUAUA